GAUACCACUCUUUAACAAACUGUGCAUCACACACAGACUAGUUUGUUUGUUUCUCUAACCAAUUCUACCACCUUUACAUAAACAUUUUGCUCUAUGUUUCUUUACAAAUCACACUGUGCUGUGUUCUUUGUUAAACAGAAGAUGUCUGCUUCUAUCUUCAAAUCUCCUGUUCCUGCAUCUGGUUACGUUGGCUUAGCAACCAGCCCUUCCAAAAUUUUCCCAGCUAAAGACUCUAUCGGAUGGACCAAGAAAACUGUCUCCAAUUGUUCAAGAACUUGCUGCAUGAAGUCAUGGAAUCCGAUCAACAACAAGAAGUUUGAAACUUUGUCUUACCUCCCACCACUCUCUGAUGAUUCAAUUGCAAAGGAGAUUGACUACAUGCUCAAGAAGGGGUGGAUCCCUUGCCUUGAAUUUGACGAGGUGGGAUAUGUUCAAAGGGAGAAUAGCAGGAUGCCAGGGUACUAUGAUGGAAGAUAUUGGACGUUGUGGAAGCUACCCAUGUUUGGUUGCAUUGACCCUUCUCUGGUGCUCAAUGAAAUCCAAGAGUGCAAGAAAACGUACCCAAAUGCUUAUAUACGUUGUGUAGCAUUUGACAACCAGAACCAGGGUCAGUGCAUGGCCUUUAUCAUUCAGAAGCCAAACAUUGCAGCCACCACCAGUGCUUGAAGGCAAGAUUCAGUCUGGAAAACUCAGUCUUCUUUAAUUUCCAUUUUCACAUUCUCGCAGUUUUCUUCUUUUGCCUAUGGUAUGUAUGCAUAAC
This is a messenger RNA of Fragaria vesca subsp. vesca, 760 nucleotides long. RefSeq names its product ribulose bisphosphate carboxylase small chain, chloroplastic-like. Bases 94 to 666 code for a protein of 190 amino acids. NCBI's taxonomy places the organism in Eukaryota, Viridiplantae, Streptophyta, Magnoliopsida, Rosales, Rosaceae. The transcript is spliced from 3 exons. The record is from RefSeq and is a predicted model, not a curated record.